Ostreococcus tauri is the source of this 828-nucleotide messenger RNA. RefSeq names its product Zinc finger, C2H2-type matrin. NCBI's taxonomy places the organism in Eukaryota, Viridiplantae, Chlorophyta, Mamiellophyceae, Mamiellales, Bathycoccaceae. The transcript has a single exon. The coding region runs from base 1 to 828 and encodes 275 amino acids. Gene Ontology annotation, biological process: spliceosomal complex assembly. Gene Ontology annotation, cellular component: U2-type prespliceosome; U2 snRNP; nucleus. The record is from RefSeq and is a predicted model, not a curated record. Gene Ontology annotation, molecular function: nucleic acid binding; zinc ion binding.
AUGUCGUACAUGGAUGCGCGAGACGUGGGGAGUAAGAUUGGGAGCGGCGGCGUCGCCUCGGCGUCGCGUGCGAACGCCGAUCGACGGGAGCGGCUCCGACGACUCGCCCUGGAGACGAUCGAUCUGGCGAGAGAUCCGUACUUCAUGAAGAAUCACUUGGGGUCGUACGAGUGUAAACUGUGCUUGACCUUGCACGCGAAUGAAGGGAAUUACUUGGCGCACACGCAGGGGAAGAGACAUCAACAAAAUCUGGCGAAGCGCGCGGCGAGGGACGCGCGGGACGCCGGGGUGAGCGCGCCGUCGCGGGCGGCGAAGAUUGCGCCGAGGAAGACGACGAAGAUCGGGCGACCGGGGUAUCGCGUGACGAAACAAUUCGAUCCGCGGACGCGACAGCGCUCGCUGUUGUUCCAGGUGGAUUAUCCCGAGUGCGAGCGCGGGACGAAACCGAGGUAUAGGUUCAUGUCGGCGUACGAACAAAAGGUGGAGGCGUGGGAUAAGCGGUAUCAGUACGUCUUGUUCGCGUGCGAGCCGUACGAAACCGUCGGAUUUAAGAUUCCAAACGUCGAGGUGGACAAGUUUGGCGCCGAUAAGUUUUUUACCCAUUGGGAUCCCGACGUGAAGACGUACACGUGUCAGAUUACGCUCAAACGCACCGACGGCGCGGGUGUUGGACGCCAAGGAGGCGCUCGCGCGGGACUUCCCCCGCCGGGCUCGAUUCCGCCGCCGCCGAUGAUGACGGCGCCGCCGCCGCCGAUGAUGACGGUGCCGCCGCCGCCGCCGCCGCCGAUGAUGACGGUGCCGCCGCCACCGCCACCGCCACCGCACUGA